Branchiostoma floridae (Florida lancelet) is the source of this 2114-nucleotide messenger RNA. RefSeq lists its product as uncharacterized. Lineage: Eukaryota; Metazoa; Chordata; Leptocardii; Amphioxiformes; Branchiostomatidae. The transcript is spliced from 2 exons. The record is from RefSeq and is a predicted model, not a curated record. Bases 284 to 1954 code for a protein of 556 amino acids.
GAAACAGACAAAAAGUGAUGCAUGCAUGGUCAUCAUUAUGAUCAAUUCAGUGUGGUCUUAGAAAAGUGACAAAUGACGUUAUCAAAUGCAGUGUCCUGAAGUAAUUCUGUUUUAAAAGAGAUUGAAUUGUAUUUGACUUGACCUAUUUGCCAUCUUUUCUAGUGUUUAAAACAAUGCACCAUUUGUUCCUUCCUAGGAAGUGGCAAACAAAAAACACAAAACAAAAAAACCAUUAACCUCAACCCAGGUCCAAGAGGAAAAUGAACAACAAAGCAAGGAGGUCAUGUUUCGGCUGAAGGUUGCAGAGAUGGGGCUAAAAGAAGUCUUUGAAAUUAGAGCACCGCAAAACCAGCCCAUCCUAGAUGCUCUUCAGGCUGAUGCAAGACUGGAGAAAAUCAAGAAGAAGAUCCCUAAAAUUUACCUCCAUCCCGAUGGCAAGACUACCGUCAAGGGGAUACCAAACAUUGGCAGCCCCUGCAGUGUGAUAGAAGGUGGAAGGUUCGAGGCAAGAUUUGGAAAAGAUCAGAACUGUAACAUGUAUAGUGAUGACGAGCUGAAAUGCAGUGAAAGGUAUAAGAUAUACUUAGAUGUUAGAAAUCGAAAGAACAAAACCAAGUGGCUGACCAGGAGAAACCCAAACUCGUUCGAUUUUCCGAUCUUGGUCGACUGCCUUCCCAAUGACACACUUUUAACAGCUUUGCUCAGAGAUGUGAGGAUUGACAACGAAAGGGUAAGGUAUACUAAACUCAUCUGCAAAGAUAGUGCUGGGGAGAUAAACAUUAAACUCACAGAUAAGUCUUCCUUUCAUCAUGACAGUGUUUUCACUUGUCAUGUGCUUAAAACCUCACAAGUCAGUGACCAAGAAUGGGGGAAAGGUUGUGCAGGACAAUAUGACAGAAUUUAUCAGACUACUGGUAUGUCAGACAGUAAAAAGAUAAGUACUGAGAUUGAGAACAUAGAUCCACAGGUAGAAAUAGCCAUGUCAGGUACUGACAGUAGUGGGAGUCUGCAGAAAGACAAGGUAACCCUAGAGGUAAAGAAGAUCAUACAUGGGAGCCAGACUCAAGUAGCCGAGCUCCUGAAGGUAGACUUUGAGCAGAAAGAGUCAAGCAAUGCAGAAAGGAAACGUAAGAGGAAAUUGGAUCAGUUUGCAGAGCCUUAUAGACAGGAUUUUUACAAUGCCAACAAGGGGAUCAGUGUCUUAUUGGUUGAGAAGCUUGGCAAGUUAGCUCGCUCUGUUGGUGUUCUUGUUAAAAAUGGCAAUCCUUAUGGUACAUGCUUCAGACUUGGCUCCAAGUACGUAAUGACUAACAGCCAUGUCACAGAAAUGGCUGAAAUGGCAGGCAUCUGCAGUAAUGCCUUUGUAUUCUUAAACUACAAGAAGUCGAGGGAUUUCGACAAACAGCCAUCAGAGGAUUUGUUGGAAUUCAAAGUUCUACGUGUCGUUUGUAGCAGUCAGGUUGGUGAUCUAGAUUACAGUCUGUUAGAACUGGACAUUCCUGAUGACCAGGCAGAAAGGCUUCCAAUAGGUGUAGGGCAUAAGAUAGUCAAGCAAGCUCAACAGAAUACAACUGUGACAAUCAUCGGACAUCCUGGUGGUAGGCCCAAAAAGGUAGACCCUAGCUGUCCCGUGGUGGGUCCAAAUCACAGAAUCACAGUUUAUCUGAAGUUCCACCCAGAACUUUGGGAUGAUUAUGCCAUGGUGUACGACGCAAAAAGAAAUAACUACAUGUCUGGGUUUGGUUCGGGUGCCUCUGGGUCACCAGGGUUUGAUGAAGAUGGGAACCUAGUAGUUAUGCACGCAUGUGGGUACCAUUUGUACGAUCGGUCUAAGACUGAGGUUGAACAAGGAGUCAGAAUGACGGCCAUAAGGGAUGAUCUCAAACAGCAUCUGCCAGCUGACUUGUGGGACGACUUAUUCCUUCCCCCAACAGAGAGCAUGGAAGUUGAUUAAGGAUAUUAUUGGUAAUUUACCAAUGAAUACAAAAAUGGGAAACUUGUAUUGCAUUGUGGUUACACCCAUGGGGUGCAUCAUAGUGAUAGGGUCGAAGUUUUGUUUUUUUGCUGAUCUUAGGGCAAAUUUUUUUGUUUGUUCUGGGGACAGGAUUAUACUU